AUGCCUAUCAGUCUUCGUGCACUCCUCGUUACGGCCCUGGCUACACUUGCCAUUGCAAACCCCGUACCCAACGUCAACCCCGAGGCAGACGUAGCCCUCGAACGCCGCCAAAUCACCAAUUCAAAGGACCUGGAGAACGGCGACUGCAAGCCCGUGGCAUUUAUCUUCGCCCGUGGCUCUACCGAGACCGGCAACAUGGGCUUUAUAGUCGGCCCCCAAGUAUGCAGCGGACUAAAAUCCAAGCUCGGCUCGGACCAAGUCGCCUGCCAAGGCGUGGGCGGCGCCUACACAGCUGGCCUAAUCCCCAACUUCCUGCCGGAGAACACAAACAAGGAAUCCAUCGAUGCCGCCGUGGACAUGUUCAAGCUCGCCGACGAGUGCGGCGACGAGACCCAGAUCGUCGCAGCCGGAUACAGCCAGGGCUCUGCGGUGAUUUCGGGGGCGGUGCAGGCGCUGGACGACUCGCUCAGGGAUAAGGUCAAGGGCGUUGCGCUGUUUGGGUUCACGCGCAACCUGCAGGAUAAGGGACAGAUUCCGGGAUACCCGGAGGACCAGACCAAGGUUUACUGUGCUGUGGGUGAUCUGGUUUGCUCUGGCACGCUGAUCAUCACCCCGGCGCACUUGACGUAUGGCACUGAUGCAGGGAGUGCGGCGGACUUUUUGGCAGGGACUGUCGACGCCUAG
Aspergillus puulaauensis is the source of this 684-nucleotide messenger RNA. RefSeq lists its product as uncharacterized. Gene Ontology annotation, cellular component: extracellular region. The record is from RefSeq and is a predicted model, not a curated record. The transcript is spliced from 2 exons. NCBI's taxonomy places the organism in Eukaryota, Fungi, Ascomycota, Eurotiomycetes, Eurotiales, Aspergillaceae. Bases 1 to 684 code for a protein of 227 amino acids. Gene Ontology annotation, biological process: carbohydrate catabolic process. Gene Ontology annotation, molecular function: cutinase activity.